AUGUCAGACUAUCAAAAUACCUCUCAAAAUAUCGCCACCUCUCAAGAUACCCUGGAGACUGAUACUGAUGAGGAGACUGUUAAGUUGAAAAAAUAUCGCAAAUACUGGUGGAAAACCGGUGAAUACUACCAAAAGGCCAAUUGGGAAGAAGCAAGUUUACCCUAUGAGCUUGCUAUCGACGUUUCUUGGGAAGAUUAUGUCGAAAAAACGGAUAAAUACAAUAUGUACAUGCUGGUGGGAAUGGGAAAACGGAGUCGUUUGUCAACAAGGUCACAUGAAAUCGCCAAAGAAGCGGAUGCUUCAUUUCGACCAGUGGCAAAACCUCGAGUAAAUAGAGGCGGAUCUGAUGGAAAGGCCUGGCAUUACUGCAUAAAUAAUGUAACAGCUGUUGGCGUAUUAAAUCCCACAAUGUAUGAAUUCGGCUCGGUUGACCGCCAGGGAAAUCCAAUCAAUCCACAACUUGGACAAAAUGUCAUCAAUAUUCAACUGGAGUGCCUCUAUCAUGGAGCACCUAAUGUUGUUGUUCCAUCACUUCCUCUAUAUCUACCUAACCCCAUUCCUAUCGAUCCGUUUUACAGCAUGUUAGCAGGAACGAGAAAGAUUACUCCUGUUGAAAAGUAUGGCAUGUUAGUUGGAGGAGUAGGCACGCACCGUAUGGACUUGUCAUCAAUGAUAAUCUUAAAAGACAACCACAUCUGGAGUCAAG
This is a messenger RNA of Paraglomus brasilianum, 706 nucleotides long. Lineage: Eukaryota; Fungi; Glomeromycota; Glomeromycetes; Paraglomerales; Paraglomeraceae. The record is from the annotation of a GenBank genome assembly.